Mycena citricolor is the source of this 1953-nucleotide messenger RNA. The record is from the annotation of a GenBank genome assembly. Lineage: Eukaryota; Fungi; Basidiomycota; Agaricomycetes; Agaricales; Mycenaceae.
AUGGGCAUGACAGAAGUGUCGGCAGCUGUCCUCGAAGUCACGGACAGUGACGAGAGUACAGACCUAGAGUUGGAUCUCUCGGAAUGGAUUGGCGUCGGAAAAGUCUACAAGGACGUCCCAUCGGCUCGUAAACGCGUAGCGGGAACAGAUACUUCGGUUUCAGUGCCCUACGACCAUAAACACCUCGCGGAAAUGGGCACUACCGCCGUAUUCAAUCCCAAUAUCGUCGACGCGAGCAUCCGUGAUGUGGCGCUUUGUUUAACGGUGAACCAAAAGGCGGACGUGCUCUUGAAUGCGCUCGGUCAUCUUCCUCAGGAUGGACCUUCUCGACCGGUCUUCGACAACGCGAUCCAGUCCUGCCUACAAAUCGCGACCCUGUCUCCGCAUUAUGUGGCCAGAGCACGGAUCAUGCGCGCACGGAGGCGGCUGAAUGCGGGCCUACAGCUAGCCGCUCAAGAAGAUCUCCAAGCGGCCUUGGCCGCUGAACCGGACAAUCCCGAAGCCAAGGCGUUGCUUCACCGCCGCUCCAUCUCCGUCGAGAAGCUCCUCGCCCCCCUCCCGACCUUGACCGCCCAGGCCCGCUUCUCCAACGAAAUCUGGCGCGAAAUAGCACUCUGGCUCCCGCGCCGCGAUCUCAAGACCCUCCUAUCCGUCCCGAACGCCCUGUCGCGGGUCGCGUCGCGUCUGCUCUUCCGCAGGCUCGAUCUGCAUUUGAGCGUCCCGCCCGAUCAUGACGCGGAUGCUGGGCCCGGCGCAGCGGCGCGACGGACGGCGGAUAUCCUGACGCGCAUCAUCGAGGACGCGUCGUUCUCGGGCUCGGUGCGCACGUUGUGUGUCUUUUCGUAUGCCACGGGCAAGGACGAGUCGAUGGCGUUCCAAAUAGGAAUGCUGUCGAAUGCGAUCUACCGACUGGUGAAUCUACGGAACGUGCACAUUUCUGGAUCGUCGGAAAACACGGUACCUUUGCUACGACUGCUGCAGCAGUCUUCACUGCGGAUUCGUGGGCUCUCGAUUGUAUGCCCAGAUGCGCCGGUGGAUCUGACCCACUUUGACUGCAAAACGUUGCAUUCGCUUUCCUAUUCGACGCGAGAGGGCAAUCCGACCUCAACAAACGCCUUUCUUGCGCAGAACCGCUCGCUGAGGACUGUGUCGCUGCACAACAUGUCCUGGGUCUUCCCGGUGGACUCGCUUUCGCUGCGUAAUUUGACGAGUAUCUCGUUCUCGGGCCACUUCCCGUCGGACAGCAAUGCGUUUGCGGUCAUCUUGAGCGACGCAAGGCAGCUGGACUCGCUCAGCCUGACCUGCACCAUCGAGUGUCUGCCGGCAAUUCAGUUCCGCCACGCCACCAGCGGCGGAGCCCUGCCCUUCCUCCGGUUCUUCUCGCUAACCGUCUCAGGGGCGGCCCGGAGACCGGGCAGCGCCGAUCUGUUCCCUGCCGUCGCCGAUUUCCUGCGCGCCCGAUCGGAGCUGGUGCAGCUCUCGCUCAUCGUGCGAGAGGAGGCCGACCAGCGCACGGCCGGCUUCGACGCCGCCGUCUGGGGCGUGCUGCCGACGCUGACCAAGCUGCGCACGCUCACGAUCACGUACCCGCGCGAUCUCGCCGCGGGGCUCGCUGCGUGGCUGAUCCCGCGCAGCGUGCGUGCACUGACGCUCGAUUUCGUGGCGGCGCCGAGGGACCCUGCGUCGUUCCUCGACCAGAUCCGGCCCGGUGUCCCGCCUCUGCUGCGCUACAUCGCGCUCCCGGAUCUCGGCUCCCGGUGUGCGCGCACGGUCGUCGAGCGCGGAUUCCCGACUGUGCGCGUGGUGCGGCUGGCUGGGGGGUCGUACUGGAAAGUGGAGGAUGGGAGACCGUCGGAGGUGUUUUUGAAAGGGCUCGGCGCUGUUAGAGAGUGGCUGGAAUGGAUCGGAUGCGAGGACGUCGUGCCAAGAGACUCGGGCGCGCAGUUUCUCUGA